AUGACCGUCACAAUCCACCACCUCCACGCCUCAACCUCCGAGCGCGUCCUCUGGCUCUGCGAAGAACUCGGCAUCCCCUACGAGCUCAAAACCUACGACCGCCAGCCCCUCCUCGCACCCCCCGAGCUCAAAGCACUCCAUCCCCAGGGCUCGGCGCCCACAAUCCAAGACGGAAAUGUAACACUCGCCGAAACCGGCGCAUGCAUUGAAUACAUCGCGCACAAGCACGGGAAUGGGCGUCUGUUCCUGCCGCCCUCGCAUCCGAACUAUGCCGACUUCCUCUACUGGUUCCACUGGUCGAACGGGACGCUGAUGGGGAAUAUCGGGCGGAUCAUGAUGGCGAAAUUUGCAGGGCUCGAGCCGGAUAACAAGAUGGUGGGUUACUCAAAGGAUAGGCUGGGCAAGUCGUUGCAGAUUCUGGAUGACCGCGUUAAGGAGAGCAAGUGGCUUGCCGGUGAGGAGUUUACGGCGGCGGAUGUGAUGAUUGUCUUUCCGAUUACGACGGGGAGGUACUUUGCGCAGUUUAGUUUGAAAGAGUAUCCGAAUCUCGUGGCCUACCUGGGCCGUGUGAGUGAGAGGGCUGCAUAUAGGAAGGCGAUGGAGAAGGGGGAUCCGGGGAUGGAGCUGGCUUUGGGUGUUGAGAGUCCUAAGAAACCAAUUGUUUAG
Aspergillus puulaauensis is the source of this 666-nucleotide messenger RNA. RefSeq names its product glutathione S-transferase family protein. Lineage: Eukaryota; Fungi; Ascomycota; Eurotiomycetes; Eurotiales; Aspergillaceae. Bases 1 to 666 code for a protein of 221 amino acids. The transcript has a single exon. The record is from RefSeq and is a predicted model, not a curated record.